ACCACCAUGACACACACCUCAUACUGAAUCCCUGCUGCGUCACUACAAGUGCUGCAUGCUUAUACAUCCUUAUUACAUUCAUGAGGAUCCUUGUUUUAUAGUAUCUGUACUAUAUUUUACUGUUCUUUUUAGGAUUUGUUAUUUUAUCAUCCUGUUUAUGUCGCAGAGUACGUUGUGUGGUGUUUUAAGCUACUGGGACCUUGAAUUUCCCUUAAUUGGGAAUCAGUGAAGUAUAUAUCUAUCUAUCUAUCUAUCUUUCUAUAUUCAUCUGUAGUGUUCCAUUCAAUACUGAAAGUCUUGAAAAGCGUAGGCUGACGUCACAAGUGAGCGUGUUUCUUUCCGCCGAGUCAAGUUGUCGCUGGUCUGCUUAUUUUGUUUGUUUAGCCUACCAUUGCCUUUGAGGAUGGAACUUUAUUGUGUAAAAACCCUGUUCUUUGUUCUUUCCCCGAAUCUUUUCUCAUAUGAGCCCAUUUUCUUCCCCGUUAACCAUGUUUACCUGCUUUUGUUCCGCAGGUAGUAUAUAAAACCCCAAGACUUUGCCAGCACAGCCAUGCCACCAUGUAUAACUCUCUGAUCAUUGCGAGCCUUGUCUACCUAGCCACACCUGCAGUGAAUGGCCAGCACAUUGUGCAGCCAUAUCGCGUAGUGGCGACUGAAGGCCAGGCGACGAUAGAGUGCCGUUACGCCUCCCCUCCCCGCCACCAGCCCCAGGAGCUCCAUGUGACGCUGCUCAAGGGUCUCUAUGGCGACGCCACCGUAUGCAGCGACUACCUGAACUCCACCGCCCGCAGGAAACAGACGCCGGAGCCCAACGCUUGCGUAAUCACGCUGAGCGAGAGGGGCGUCAACGUGACUGUCGCCAAACUGAAGGGAGUCGACACUGACAUGUACCGCUGUAUGGUCAAGGUGCUGAUGCCCCCGCCCUACCUGGUGAAGCGAGGGAAUGGCACCCUGGUGUACGUCCCAGGUGAGAGAGAAACUGAGAUGCUCAAUGACAGAGAUGCAGUACCAAGCCCCGACACUGGAUCAGGGGACAACGGAGACUACAAAAGAGGGGCAGGGCCUAAGGGUGACCUGUGUGGCACUCCAUCUCCCCCUGGUGGUGGCCAUUGGGAUUCUGAUUCUGGGAGUCUGCGUCAUCACCAUCACCAUCUGCCAGGUCAAGAGGAUUACGACACGAUUAGGUGAAAUGGUGGAGGCAUCCUCAGGAUUACGACACGAAUAGGUGACAUGGUGGAGGCAUCCUCAGGUUAUUUACCUCAGGGCAAGAGGCUUACAACAGGAACAGGUGACAUGGAAGCACCCAGCCACUGACAGCCAGAGUAACACCAAAGACCAUCGACUGACUUCAAGAGAAAAUAUGAUUAUUUAAUUGUAUUAUUUAUAAAUUAUGUGUUUACAGAUAAAUUAAUAUAAAAUCAAAAUCUAAGAUGUUAUAUGUUAUUCAUGUUACUGUGAUUUAAUGUCAGAUAUUAUAUAUCACUUUGCACUGAAUCAGUUAUUUUGUAGGAUGUAGCAUCUGUGCUCUGUAGGUGAGUAGUAAAACGCUUCUAAACGUUUCUAAGU
Messenger RNA from Sardina pilchardus (European sardine), 1566 nucleotides. Its product is annotated as cytotoxic T-lymphocyte protein 4-like. The transcript has 4 exons. The coding region runs from base 559 to 1188 and encodes 209 amino acids. NCBI's taxonomy places the organism in Eukaryota, Metazoa, Chordata, Actinopteri, Clupeiformes, Clupeidae. The record is from RefSeq and is a predicted model, not a curated record. Gene Ontology annotation, cellular component: external side of plasma membrane. Gene Ontology annotation, biological process: regulation of T cell proliferation; T cell receptor signaling pathway.